Messenger RNA from Paramecium octaurelia, 2176 nucleotides. The record is from the annotation of a GenBank genome assembly. Lineage: Eukaryota; Ciliophora; Oligohymenophorea; Peniculida; Parameciidae.
AUGGGUAAUUUGUGUCUUAGAAAGAAGGAGAAAUCCUAAUAGCCCUAAGUAUAUAAUUUUUUAACAAAAGUACAACAUUGCUGAUGAAAAUCACAUCACCUAUACUCCUGCCACUUUAGAUGAGUUGGAAAAAAAAAUUAAAAUUGAAUCAUAAGGUAUGUACAAUUACCAUAUUUUAGAUGACAAUAGCUCGGGUAUCUAUAUUAUGUAUUUCUAGAAGCUUUGAUUUUGAAUGUGGACAAUAAAUAAGACUAGUUUUAAUAAGGGAAUAACCAAGCAACAAUUCAAAUUCUUAAUGAUCUAGAUAAGGAUGCCCAAAAACUUAUUAAACAAGGAGAAAUAGCUAAAGCAGAAUUAUCAAAAAUUAAAUAAUAAGUAAUAAUUAUACUAGUUUUAGUAAAUUGAUGAUGCUGUUUUGAAUAUGGAACAACAAACAUUGUAGUAAAAUCUUCUAAACAAAGCUUAAGAAAGUGAUGUAUAAAGAGCAUAGUUUGAAGAAGAAAGAAAUAGAGAACAGUAGGAAGCUUAAAAAAAAAGAGAAAAGUAAUAAUAGGAGGAAAUUAAUAGAAGAGAAAAAGAGGCUGAACUAUUAAAGCAGUAAAAAGAGUAAGAAGCAAGAAUUGCAUAAGAAAAAGAAAAUGAAAAAAGAAGAUAACUUCAAUAAGAGUAGGAAAGAAUAAGAAUUGAGUAAGAGAAUGAAAGACAAAGAUAACUGUAAAUUGAAUAAGAGGCUCAAAAAUUAAGAUUAAAAUAAGAGGAGGAGGAAAGAAUUAGAUAAGAAUAAGAAGCUGAAAGAUUGAGAAUAAAAUAAAAAGAAGAAGAAGAAAGAAUAAGAUAACAGCAAGAGGCUGAAAAAUUAAGAUUAUAAUAAUUAGAGAAGGAGAAAAUUAAAUAAGAGUAAGAAGCUGAAAGACUAAGAUUAAAAUAAGAAGAGGAAGAAAGAAUCAGACAAGAAUAAGAAGCUGAAAGUUUGAGAUAAAAAUAAAAAGAAGAAGAAAGAAUUAAACAAGAAUAAGAAGCCGAAAAAUUGAGAUUAUAGUAAUUAGAAGAAGUUAAAAUUAGAUAAGAACAAGAAGCUGAAAAAUUGAGGCUUUAAAAAUUAGAAGAAGAAAAAAUUAAAUUAGAAUAGGAAGCUGAAAAAUAAAGGCUUUAAUAAUUAGAGGAAGAAAGAAUUAGAUAAGAAUAAGAGGCUGAAAAAUUGAGGCUUUAAAAAUUAGAAGAAGAAAAAAUUAAAUUAGAAUAGGAAGCUGAAAAGUAAAGGCUUUAAUAAUUAGAGGAAGAAAGAAUUAAAUAAGAAUAAGAGGCUGAAAAAUAAAGACUUUAAAAAUUAGAAGAAGAAAGAAUUUAAUAGGAAUAAGAGGCUGAAAAAUAAAGACUUUAAUAAUUAGAGGAAGAAAAAAUUAGAUAGGAAUAAGAAGCUGAAAAGUUAAGGCUUUAAUAAUUAGAGGAAGAAAGAAUUAAAUAAGAAUAAGAGGCUGAAAAAUAAAGACUUUAAUAAUUAGAAGAAGAAAGAAUUUAAUAGGAAUAAGAGGCUGAAAAAUUGAGGCUCUAAUAAUUGGAAGAAGAAAGAAUUAAAUAGGAACAGGAAGCUGAAAAACUGAGGUUAUAAAAGUUAGAAGAAGAAAGAAUCCAGUAAGAAUAGGAAGCUGAAAAGUAAAGACUUUAAUAAUUGGAAGACGAGCGAAUAUAAUAAGAAUAGGAAGCUGAAAAAUUGAGGCUUCAAUAAUUAGAAGAAGAAAGAAUAAGAUAGGAGUAAGAAGCAGAAUAAUAAAAGCUUAAAUAAUUAGAAGAAGAAGAAGCUUAAAAAUAAAGGAUUCAAUAAUUAGAAGAAGAAAAAAUUAGAUAAGUUUAGGAAGCUGAUAACUAACAAUAAUAACAACAAGAAGAGAAUUAAAAUCAAAAUAAUCUAUAUAAAUUUGUUUGGUAAUUUUUAUUUAAUUAUUAAAGGGCUCAAGGAGGUAGUAAAGUUUUGUUAACUGGAAGCUGGUUAAAUUGGACAGAUAAAAUCGAAUUAAUAUAAAUUGAUAAUAAGUAAAUUUAGUAUAAUUUUUAAAGAUUUGAAAUUGAAGUAUAAUUACCUUUGGGUAAGCAUGAAUUCAAGUUUGUUGUAGACGAUGAUUGGAAAGUCAGCGAUUAAUAUGAGUAUAAUGGUUAAAAUAAUUUCAUCAUUAUUUGA